Triticum dicoccoides is the source of this 2214-nucleotide messenger RNA. RefSeq names its product glutathione hydrolase 3-like. Gene Ontology annotation, biological process: glutathione catabolic process. The transcript has 3 exons. Gene Ontology annotation, cellular component: plasma membrane. Bases 143 to 2023 code for a protein of 626 amino acids. Gene Ontology annotation, molecular function: glutathione gamma-glutamate hydrolase. The record is from RefSeq and is a predicted model, not a curated record. Lineage: Eukaryota; Viridiplantae; Streptophyta; Magnoliopsida; Poales; Poaceae.
GUUGGAGGGAGCUAUAAAAAAAAUCUCAGCGCAGCGAACACAGAGCACUACGGCAGCGCGCACCGUGAGCUCUCACCAUCACCCAAAGAAUCCUCUCCCCUUGGCUCCGUCCCACACUUGGCCGUCCACGGAAUCUCCGGCCAUGGCCGCGCUGCAGAGCCCGCUGCUCGGCGGCGCCGGCGUGUCGCCGGACGCGAGCUCUCCGCGCCGCAGGGUCCGCCGUCCGUGCGCCGCGCUGGGCAUCGCCGUGGCGCUGCUCGCCCUGGCCGGCGUCCUGCUCCUGCUCCUGGGCUCCGGCGUCCAGCCCGGUCGGGGCUCGAGGGCGUCCGUAGGCGCAGCGCGGGAGAGCCGGCACGAGGUGGAGUCCGGCGCGGCCGCGGUGGCCGCGGACGACGGGCGGUGCUCGGAGGUGGGCGCCGCGGCGCUGCGGGCCGGCGGGCACGCCGUGGACGCGGCCGUGGCGGCGGCGCUGUGCCUCGGCGUGGUGCACCCGAUGUCGAGCGGCCUGGGCGGCGGCGCGUUCAUCGUGGUGAGGGACGCGGCCUCCGGCGACGCCGUCGCCUUCGACGCCCGCGAGACGGCGCCGGCAGCGGCCACGCCGACCAUGUACGCCGCCGACCCGACGACCAAGUUCAAGGGCGCGCUCGCCAUGGGCGUGCCGGGGGAGCUCGCCGGCCUGCACGCCGCGUGGGCGCGCUACGGCCGGCUGCCGUGGAAGUCCCUCUUCGCGCCGGCGAUCGCGCUCGCGCGCGACGGCUACACCAUCGUGUCAUACGUGGCCAAUGCGCUGAAAGACGAGGAGGUCGACGUGCUGGCCGACCCCGGCCUGCGCGCCGUGUUCGCGCCCGGCGGGCGGCUCCUGCGCGACGGCGAGCUCUGCCGCAACCCGGCGCUGGCGGACGUGCUGGAGGCCGUUGCGGAGGAGGGGGUCGCCGCGUUCUAUGGCGGCGCCGUCGGGGAGAGGCUCGCGGAGGACGUGAGGCGGGCGGGGGGCAUCGUGACGGCGGAGGACCUGAAGGGGUACAGGGUGGGGGUGAGCAAGGCCAUGGAAGCUGACGCCAUGGGGUUCACCUUCCUCGGCAUGCCGCCUCCGUCCAGCGGCACCGUCGGCCUGGCGUUGGUGCUGAACGUGUUGGGUGGGUACAAGUCGACGGAGUUCUUGAAGGGGUUCCUCGGCGUGCACCGGCUGAUCGAGGCGGUGAAGCACAUGCUGGCCGUGCGGAUGGACCUCGGGGACCCCGGCUUCGUCAACGUCGCCGGCAACGUCUCCGAGAUGAUGUCGCCGGAGUUCGCGGACAAGAUCCGGCGGAGGAUCGCCGACAACACCACCUUCCCUCCCGCCUACUACCUCGCAAAAUGGAGCCAGCUGCGUGACAACGGCACGAGCCACCUGUGCGUGGUGGACGGCGACCGGAACGCGGUGGCGAUGACGACUACGGUGAACUACUACUUCGGCGCGCACGUGCUGUCGCCGUCCACGGGCAUCGUGCUCAACAACGAGAUGGACGACUUCUCGGUGCCGUCAUCGAACCCGGCCCCGGACCAGCUCCCGCCGGCGCCGGCAAACUUCAUCGCGCCGGGGAAGCGCCCCCUCUCCUCCAUGACGCCGGCGAUCAUCCUGAGGGACGGGCAGCUCGCCGGCGUGGUGGGCGCGAGCGGGGGCACCAACAUCAUCACGGCGGUGACGCAGGUGUUCCUGAACCACUUCGUGGUGGGGAUGAGCCCCCUCGCGGCGGUGCAGAGCCCCAGGGUGUACCACAAGCUGGUGCCCAACGUGGUGCGGUACGAGGACGCCACGACGGCCGACGGCGAGGUGAUCGAGUUCAGCACCGAGGCCAUGGAGUUUCUGCGGCGUAGGGGCCACGUGCUGGAGAGCACGUCGCCCGGGGCCGUGUGCCAGUUGAUCGUGCAGGACUUGCUGGCGCCGGUCUCAGGUGGGGGCGGCGGCGGCGAGAACGUGUUCCGCGGGAUGCUGACGGCGGUGAGCGACCCGAGGAAAGACGGCAGCCCUGCCGGACUAUGAUGGACAUAUUGUUCAGACGUGUCAGGUGUACAUACAUUCAAACAGAUUGUUCUGAACCCAAUGAUCUUUCUGAAUGUUACAAAGUAUUUACAUGUAGUUGUCACUCCCUUCAGCUUCAGCUAAGGGUUGAGUUGUCUCCAAAAAAAAAAAGAGAUGAGGGUUGAGCCCUAUAUCACAAAUAUUCUUUGAUA